CUCCGAUACUACACGAAUCAACUCAGAGAGAAAAGAAGGAUAGGCAAAGAUGAAAUGGAACCUGCUAGAAUUCAUAUGAAUAUCAUAUGCCCACCUACUGUUAAAGAAUUUAACUUAAGAGAGUAUAGGAUAGGGAUUAAAGGAGUAAUUAAAUCAGCUGCCAAGAGAAGGUUGAAGAAAAUCAAUUGUGUACCUGAAUUGCUCCCUUAUGAGUGGCACGGGAAGAAAAAAGAAGAGCAAGACACUAGCGUGGCUGAAGAAAAUUCGCACCAGCUAACUCUCGGAGAUUUUCUGACACUCAAUCAGCCAUCGACCUCCUCUUGUACAACGAAAAGUUCUAACAGCAAGUCCGAAGUGACUCCUUCCUUUGAGAUUGUCGCCCUAAAACCUUCUGAUGUAACGGACAUUUCCUCUGCUACCAAUGCCCCCUGUAUAUUUGAAAUCAUUGAUGUUAAACUACACAAUUUGGAUGCUUUCGAUCUACAGGAAGAAAUCCCUCUGUUAGCUCCUCACUACUGCACUGUACAUUGGUUUGGACCACAGCUGGUGUCAGUUGCUAGUAAAAGAUCGAUAAAUCCAAGAUUUGUCCUCUUUUUUGAGGUUAUGAGAGAUAUGGGACUUCUCAGAGUAAGUAUUAAUACAAAUGCUCGAUUCCCAGCUCAGUUCAGCAAAAACGCUUUUGUAAAAAUGCUCGAAACACGAAGGAACUUCCCCUCAUUGUUUGACGAUUUGAUAGAAUUUAUAUUUCGUCUAGACCGGGCUAUCCCUGUACAGAAACCUCCUAGGUUCACAGCCUACAAAACCAAUUUUAUGCAAAAUGUAAAUAGUGCAAUGCUUACGACACCAGCUACCCGAUCUGACGAGUCUGAUCAGCUAGAUCUGUUGCGACGAUUCUACAAGAGUGAUACGUCCGACGCUGAGCCUAAAUCAAAAUUAACGACCACACCAGAAAAUUCUGCGCUUGAUCUUCUGUACGCAAUUCUACCUCUGCCCGUGAUGCUAUUGCUGUUAAAGAUCCCUGAAUAUGGCCCUCAUUUCACCUAUUGCGAUCAGAUGGAUAGAAGUGGAAAGUGGAGAUGCAGGGGUGUUUAUGACCAGACCGGUUUGAUACGUCCUGCAGAUUUUGGAGCUUGGCCUUAUACCCCAAGAUUUCGUAAGGAAUACCAUGCAAAUUUUGAAAAAUACGGAAAUCCUGUUCAGCCAGAGUACUUAGAGCAAAAAAAGCUGGUUAAGAAAUCUUAUGCUGAGAGUUGCGCAGAGGCACGCAGGCACAGAUUUGACAAAUCAAGAAGAAAUGACUAUAAAAAUGCCGUUAUAGAGAAAUUCACAAUGGAAACGGAACAAAGCGAAGUGAUCGAUAUGAGGAAAACGGUAUUACUGCUAGUUGAACAUUGCAUGGCGUGGCUUUAUCUUCAUCGUCAUAACAACCAAGAUUUCCGGCAUACAAAGAAAAUGGUUCUACAAUUAUUCGAUCAAUUUAUUAGGUUUCAAGCUGGAAUUUUAAAUCCAGGGUGUGGUCAAAAAGCUCGCGCUAUGGAAGUGCGCAAUUUGUUAGACAUUGUGAUCAACUUAUUUCGGAAAAAUAUCUCUUUUGGUGAACUAAGAGCAUUGGACUGA
Messenger RNA from Strongylus vulgaris, 1617 nucleotides. NCBI's taxonomy places the organism in Eukaryota, Metazoa, Nematoda, Chromadorea, Rhabditida, Strongylidae. The record is from the annotation of a GenBank genome assembly.